UUCACAACGAACCCCUUUCUUGAGCCGCACCAUAUCAUCCUCCUCCUGACGGCGACAUGAACUCCGAUCCAACGGCAAAAGCCGAUCAGCUCGAGCAGCUUGCGUGCGAGUAUUGCUCAGCCCAUGCCGCGGCAGUUGCAUCACUGCUAGCCCGGAGUCGGAGAGGAGGAGAAGAGAGCAAUCCCUCGAGUCAACGCCGCAAUGGCAUUAUCCCCUCUCUUGCUCGCGGCCGUUUCCGUGCUCCUCCUGCUGCCGCCGCCCCAGGCCGCUCAGUCCGCGGCAUCCCCCCGCGUCUUCUCCGUCGUCGACUACGGCGCGGCCGGCGACGGGGCGCGCUACGACACGGCGGCCAUCCAGGCCGCCGUCAACGCCUGCGCGGCGGCCGGGGGCGGCCGCGUCCUCCUCCCGGCCCCCGGGGACUACCUGACGGCGACCGUCCACCUCCGGUCGGGCGUGGUGCUCGAUGUGCCCCCCGGAGCGCGGCUGCUGGGCGGGACCAGGCAGGGGGAUUACCCGCCCGAGUCGCGCCGGUGGUACGUCGUGCUGGCCGAGAACACCACAGGCGCGGGCGUCGCCGGCGGCGGCGAGAUCAACGGCCAGGGCGGUGCCUUCGUGGUCACGCCCAGCGACCAGAAGAACAUCAUGGUGAGCUGGAACACCACGGGGGACUGCGAGGGCGACGAGUGCCGGCCGCGGCUCGUUGGCUUCAUCGACUCCAAGGAUGUCAGGAUUCAUGACAUCACCCUCAACCAGCCGGCCUACUGGUGUCUGCAUCUUGUCAGGUGUGACAACUCAGUGAUCCGCAAUGUCUCCAUAUACGGGGACUUUGAUACUCCCAACAAUGAUGGAAUUGACAUUGAGGAUUCAAAUAACACGGUCAUCACUGAUUGCCACAUAGACACUGGUGACGAUGCAAUCUGCCCGAAGUCUAGCACAGGGCCUGUUUACAACUUGACAGCAACAAACUGCUGGAUUCGGACUAAAUCUUGUGCUAUCAAGUUUGGAAGUGCAAGCUUUUUCAACUUUGAGAGGCUGCUCUUUGACAACAUAACUAUAGUUGAUGCGCAUCGAGGACUUGGAAUGCAGAUACGUGAUGGAGGGAACGUUAGUGAUGUGAUGUUUUCAAACAUCAAAAUGCGCACCAGGUACUACCAUCCUUCAUGGUGGGGGCGAGCUGAACCGAUCUACAUCACCACCUGUCCAAGGCACCCUGGUUACAAAGAAGGCACCAUUUCGGAUGUCCGUUUCAUCAACAUCUCAUCGGUAUCAGAAAAUGGAGUUUUCCUGGCUGGAUCAAGGCAUGGCCUUCUUCGCAAUCUGAAGUUCGAGAACGUUGACCUGACCUACAAGAGAUGGACAAACUACACGGGUGGCCUGUAUGAUUACAGGCCUGGAUGUCAAGAGAUGGUGAAGCACAGGACUGGUGGUAUGAUGCUGGAGCACAUCUCUGGCCUGGAGAUUGACAAUGUCAAGAUGAGAUGGUCGAAAGGAAGUCUGAAAGGGUGGGAUGUUAAUCCGCUCCUCUUUCGACCAUCAACUAUCGAUGGGCUGUCUUUCCAUGACUGGCAGUCGUUGGAUGUUCAAUAGCAGAUCAACUGAAUAUGAACAGCACCAUACCUGUAUCAAUACCACGAAUUGACGCAGAAUAAGUGGCAAUUCUUUGUGAAUUUGUUACUAAUAAAAUAUCCAAACAGCAACAUUGUAUUGAUUUCCUGCAUAUGGGUGAGUGUCACUGCUAUAACUGUUUCAUGAGCUCGAAUUCAAGCCUACAGAGGUAAUUUGAGUAAACCUGAAGCCCUUUGUCUGAUGUUGAAUUGAUGAUAUUGUAUUAUUGGACACAACCUGAUGAUUCCAGAAAUGUUUUAGAUAGAGUUGGGAGCAA
Molecule: messenger RNA, 1882 nt
Organism: Brachypodium distachyon (stiff brome)
Lineage: Eukaryota; Viridiplantae; Streptophyta; Magnoliopsida; Poales; Poaceae
Product: probable polygalacturonase
Exons: 3
Coding region: 202-1587 (461 amino acids)
Biological process (GO): carbohydrate metabolic process
Molecular function (GO): polygalacturonase activity
Source: RefSeq, a predicted model, not a curated record